CAUAAUUAUGGUUCUCAACUAGCUAUAUACUUUAAUAUGCUCUGAUUUUCUUUUUCUUAUAUAUGUGAAAUAUAAAAUUUACAAUUUGAUCAGUUUAAUAAAUUUUAACUUUCACAUUUUUUAUUUGAAAGUCCAGUUUUGAUCUUUAAUUUCAUGAAUCUUUUUCACCCUUUCGAGACCCUUCUGAAUGGGCAUUCAAGUUAACGACUUAUUUGAUCAUAAAAAAUUACAAUUACUUAUUUCGUAAAAUUGGUUAUUAAAAACAAACUGGUUAAGUUAUUCAAUUUAUAACAAUGAGUCGGUCCUUGCAAAAUAGUCAGGCACACCGGCCAAAUUUUUAUUUGUCAAAGAACACCAAACCUCCUGAAAACAAACACCAAGUCGUAUUAAAAAACAAUAAAACAGAAAAUUACAAAUCUACCAGCGAAGAAAAAAGAGUAAUAUCACACAUGACAGCAGAUAAUUUGAAUGAAAUUGACGAAAAAUUAGCGGAAACAAAAUAUAUUCCAGGAAAGAAAAACGUGUCAAUUCCUUUGAAAAAGUUGAACACAAUUAAUAGCUCGCAGCCAUCCAAUCCGACAAAAGACGGUUUCGCAGCUUUGGGCAGAAUUCGAAAAGUGCAUCAGCAGAACAAGGAGAAUUAUCAAAGAUCGAGAUCAUUGGAGACAAUUUCAAAACAACCCAAAACUGAACCUGAAAACAAACAAGGCUUAGACGAAGAAGCAAGUACAGUCUUAGCUGAGAGCAAUUUGAUGACAGGUCAAAGUCAGUUGAAAAGUCACUACGUCAGAAACAGCCGAGAUUCGAACCAUAUGUGGAGUCAGAAUAUGAAAAAAAUGAAAUCCCAGAACGAAUUGUCACUAACGGCAGAAAACACGUCAACGAGUUUGAGAAAUGCAACGCCUGUGACAAAAUCGAUGGAGGAUUUGAUUGCUUUGCACCGACGAACUCAGAACUCGGAGGCCAUACAAGAAAGAAUCGCGCGGACGACGAAUCUGAAGUCGAAAAGUCAGGAAAAUUUGACUUCUUUUGGGAGUCAUUUGCAGUUCUACCAAAUCCACAACGAUGACUCAAAUAGUUUAUCAGCACCUGAAAAAAGUUGGUUUGAUAAAGGGAUCCCGAAUAAAGUUUCAGCGACUGAUACGAAAGACACCGAUAAACCGGCACGAAUUUCGGAAAAACAAAACGGCCGAAGCUUAGAACCCCUCUUCUCAAAAACUGCAAAAAAUGAUCCGGAGCCAGAAUCUGAUAACUUGAAAUACAAAGCAGCAACUCGUCAAAAUACUUCAACAACGCUACUGAGUUACAACACAGUGACAUCUUCAGCACCUGCUGGCGACCAAAUUUCAGCUUCAAGAAAAUCCCGGAUAAGUCCAGAGCAACAUCCAGAGUUUCAAAUGAGUUCAAAACUUUCCCUUAUGGCGGAAAAACAUUCAAUUGGAGAAUCAAAAGCAAACAGUCAACUUCCAAGUCGCGAAAAUCGAGACUCAAAACAAAAUCACACGGAGAAAAUGUCUCUAAAUCCAGUCAUGAAAACUUCUCAGCCGAUUCCAGAGGGUUCGAGUAAUUCAUCUCAUAAAUCACGAGAAGCUCUGAAAGAGUUAUACUCGCGUUAUAAUUUGGCGUCCAAAGAUGGUUCUUUCAUCAAACCAGCUCCUCACAGCAAGGAAAAGAGAAUUAUUACACUGAAUGCGAAUCAUAAUCCUAUUAAAGAGAUUCAGAAUCAAAAAUUGGAAGCAAACACCGGUGGAGUACUGCAAAAGGAAAUAGAAAAUGGAAAAAACAAAACCUCAAACAAAAUUGCUUGUAAAAUUGAAGCUCCACCUCGUCAAGCUAAUAUCUCUACGAAAGAUGAUAUUCAAGAGAACUUGGAAAGAAAGCAGCCAAAAAAUAUGAACGCAGUGGAAGAAAAACUCAAACUCGCUUCUAUAUCAGUUCGCAGUACUGGUGAAGAUGAAAACUACGUUGGCGAAAAUACGGAAGAGUUUCACCUGAAUUUGGACUCAUGCAUGGACAAAUUUGAAGAGGAGGACUACGACUUUCGAGGAGUGGUCACUCGCAGGUCUAUCCAGACUCCCACAGAACACGGGGAGCAGGACAGUUCGGUGAGAGCAGCGAGGACUGCGGACUCUCAGAGGACUAUUGGGACACUCACUGAGCGAGAGGGAGGGAAGUCGAAGGCGAACGAAGCAGAUGAAAUAUUAUGGGUUUCACCGGAGAUUAAUAACUGGCAACCACAAAAUGAAGACCACCCAGGCAUUGAAAAAAAUUACACCCGCCGCCACGACAUGUUUGGAGCUGAGCUACAAGUGACAGAAAACGACGACGAAGAAGAAAACUUGGACGAGUACUUGAGUCAGUUAGAUUUGAACACGUCCUUCAACGAGUACUGUCUCAAUGACGUCAUGACCCGAAUCGAGUCCUCACACAGUUCGUCUCUGAGCAGUGCCGCAUCACUAUGGGAAGACGAUGAUUUUGCGAUGGAAGCUACAGAUCGAGUCUGUGAGAUAUUCCAAUCAAUUGAGAAACUCCUCUACAAUGGAGUUAGGGGCCGCGACAUCCCGGAUCGAAUAGUGACUGAGUGUGGCGACUGGCGACUCCUCUUUCCCCAACUGCGACUCGAAGGCCUAGGUCGGCGGAGAAACCCUGAGUUUUCGGAAGAGCUGUCAACGUCGGCAAUGCUUGCCAAUGAGGGGGUGAUAUUCACAGAACCCAUGGUGUCAUCGCGGAAGAAACUGGGCCAGAAGUCAUCAAAAAGGGACGCUGUGGCGUCCAAGUCAUCAACCAUUAAAAGCCUGAGCAUCGACGGCAGCAGCAGUACCCUGCACCCCUUUCCCCGUCUGGUGCGCUCCUUCGACGACUUCUCCCCCUCCACCAUCCCCCUCACCCACGAACAGAUGGUCGAACAGGUGUUCGUACAGGAGGGGGAGAUGGAGGAACUCAUUGCAUUCGACCAGCAGGAACCCCCUCAUUCAACGUGGUCUGAGCAGCAAGAGAAGUUCCAUGUGCCUCGAAAGAAAUCAGGCAUUCCUCCAGUGACUCCUUUUCCCUUCAGAAGUGACGAAAUUCACAGGGAAUUAUUCCACGCCACUUGGAAAGAGGUGACAUCGUCACUUCAAAAGUAUAUGCAGCAGAGAAUAGCCGGAUUGACCUCUGCCGCUCUUCGCGACCUAAUGGUGAGUCCGGACUCUAACCCCCUGAUGAACAAGUUCCUCGACAGUCAGCCAGACAUUAUGGCCUAUCAAGACCAGACGAGCAAAAAGGCCACAGAGAGGCUGAAGAGAAUGAAUGUUAAUGUGCCAAGUGGGACUGAAGGCGAAAACAAAGAAGAGGAGAUACAUGAAUAUGAUGAUUUAGUUGGAGUUGAGUCAAGACCCUCGACUGUGCAGAAUGAUUACAUUCUACCUAGAGACACGGGAACGGCAGAUACAGAAGAUCCGCGGAGAUCAUAUGCAGAUACAUAUGAACGAACACAUGCUGACAAACCAGGAGACAUUAGCGUAAAACAAAACUCAUCAUCGGCAGAACCUCUAUACAAACUUGAUCCGACAAGAAACGCAAACUCGUCCAGUUUCCAACGCAGGGACAUCGUCAUCAACAAAACCAGGAAAGAAUCCACGUCAAUCAAUAAAACUUUCAGCAAACUGUCUCCCCCCAGAACACAACCUACAACCUCAUCAACUAAACGAAAAUCCCGCAUUUUCUCAGGCAUUAUCGGUGGCCAAACCCAAACCCAAACCACGAACAAACAACAAAACACAUCUCUAUCAAAUAAAAAUAAACAGUCUCUCAGUAGUACCAUCAAAGAAACAAACAACUCAAAGUCGACAAGUUUGACUCGAAAAAGCGCAAUAAAACAUGUAAGCCAAACGGACCAGGGACCUGUAGACGUAAAAGGAAAAAAUAACAACAUAACACCCCCAUCAACGUCAAAUUCCCAAAAUAGCUCUAACUCUACAGUCGUCGAGGGGGGAAGGAUUUCCCAGUUGGUGGGGAAAGUCGACAAGGAAAGAAAGCCGAUGGUUCGGUACUCGGAUACGGCGCCAGCCGAAGCAGUACGGCCGACACAUAAGUUUGGGCUGAGUUCUUUGAACAAGGGUGGACUACCGAGCAAAUUCGAGAACAUUCAAAGUUCGCCCCUCCAAGGACCUCUGGUUGGAAAGGCGACUAGAAUUUACUCAAAGCAGAAGGCAGGAGUCUUCAAAACUCCAACAUCCAAGACGGCCGACGAAACUCAAACGAAACUGAACAAAUCGAACUCAAGCAGAAGAAAGAACGCACUUUAUUAUGUAUGAUGAUUGAAUGAACAUAUUGAAACUCAAAUUCCCUAAUUUAUGGUGCUAUGUUCCCGUUCACCUUUAUCGUAAAAAUUGAGU
Messenger RNA from Symsagittifera roscoffensis, 4376 nucleotides. RefSeq lists its product as uncharacterized. NCBI's taxonomy places the organism in Eukaryota, Metazoa, Xenacoelomorpha, Acoela, Convolutidae. The record is from RefSeq and is a predicted model, not a curated record. Bases 294 to 4295 code for a protein of 1333 amino acids. The transcript is spliced from 14 exons.